AUGUCUGAAGUUGGAUGUCCAGCGCACCCAAAUGCUCGUUUAGUUGAGGACCAUAGGGCAGGUGAUUUAAUUUGCACUCAAUGUGGAUUGGUUGUGGGAGAAAGAUUAAUUGAUGUUGGUACUGAAUGGCGAUCUUUCAGUGAUGAACGUUCUGGCAAUGAUCCGGUUAGUUGGUAUUUUUAUGAUCAUUUCAUGGGUUCUAAUUAUUUUUUGGUGUAA
Molecule: messenger RNA, 219 nt
Organism: Meloidogyne enterolobii
Lineage: Eukaryota; Metazoa; Nematoda; Chromadorea; Rhabditida; Meloidogynidae
Source: the annotation of a GenBank genome assembly